ACAAAAUUAGAAGUUGUUAGGCAGUAAAAUCACAUCAUUUUCCUUUCAGCACAAGAUGGUUCACUAUUAUACGAAGAUGUCCUGCAUGAUCUUCAUCUUGAUCAUCCAGUCUCUCCUCUUCUUAGUUGAAUUUGUGCUGGGGUACCUUGGAAACUCAGUUACCCUUAUUGCAGACUCAUAUAAAACACUCUUUGGAGCACUUGCCAUAUGCCCAGAAUUUGUGGUAAUACGCAACAUGAACAAACAAUCUUCAGAACUAUUUACCUAUGGACUCAGGCGGACCAGAGUGAUUUGUAAACUAUGCAGCAACUCUUUCUUCGUGGGGCUUUGUUUUAGUGUCAUCACACUAGCUAUUACGGCUCUCUUUCAACCGAAACAAAAUAUGAAUCCACUCCUGGGUUUGAUUGUUGGGGCAAGUGGAAUUGGCAUCAACGUUCUGACAGCCGUCAUGGUCCAGUACAGCUGGUCCAGCAAGAAAGAGUCAUACAACCCCAAGAAAUCACAAAAACUGAAUAGGAUGGACUGUAAAAGAGGUGCCAAGAUAGUAAGUGACAUAAACAAUAAAAAGGUGGACAAGAAGAGAAAAGCAUUCAAUACAAAACGAUUUCUGUUACACGUUUUUGGAGAUACACUCAUUUCAGCUGCAGUAAUAGUGAGUUCUGGCAUAUUCUACUUUUUGCCUCUGGAACCUAAAGCCCAGUGUAAUUGGAAGUGUUAUGUGGAUCCUGCCAUCAUACUCGUUACGGUUGUCAUUAGGGUAAUGCUCCUCUAUCCUGCCCUUAAAGUAUAUGUAACCAACUUGAUGCAGAUGACACCUGAAGGAGUUCAAGUGGAUAAGAUUUGUGCAGACCUGAUGAAGGUCACUGGCGUGCAGGGAAUUCAUGAGCUUCAUGUAUGGGAAUUGGAGACGGACUGUAACAUUGCCACUCUGCAUUUAAAGUGUGCAGACUCAGUUGCAUAUGAGAAAGUGUGCUGUCAGACAAGAGAAAUCUUUCACAAAGCUGGGGUCCAUUCCAUCACCAUCCAGCCUGAAAUGACCCAUCAGGAAGAGCCAACAGAGGCAGUCCUCUCCUGUACAGCCCCCUGCCAGUUCAAGAUAUGUCAAUCAAUGAUGUGCUGUGCACUUUUCUCUGAACGUGGCAAAGUCCACAGCGAAGUUAGCAGCCAUCCAGCAGAUGUUUCUCUGCCUAAGUCCAACAUCCUGGGUAAUGAUGGCAUCUGUGUCACUCAACUCUAGGGGGUUUACUGCCUUUCUG
Erpetoichthys calabaricus (reedfish) is the source of this 1256-nucleotide messenger RNA. Its product is annotated as zinc transporter 10-like. Gene Ontology annotation, cellular component: membrane. Gene Ontology annotation, molecular function: zinc ion transmembrane transporter activity. The record is from RefSeq and is a predicted model, not a curated record. NCBI's taxonomy places the organism in Eukaryota, Metazoa, Chordata, Cladistia, Polypteriformes, Polypteridae. The transcript has 5 exons. Gene Ontology annotation, biological process: manganese ion transport; intracellular zinc ion homeostasis; zinc ion transmembrane transport. The coding region runs from base 56 to 1237 and encodes 393 amino acids.